Molecule: messenger RNA, 3574 nt
Organism: Hipposideros armiger (great roundleaf bat)
Lineage: Eukaryota; Metazoa; Chordata; Mammalia; Chiroptera; Hipposideridae
Product: sodium channel protein type 7 subunit alpha-like
Exons: 4
Coding region: 73-1617 (514 amino acids)
Biological process (GO): sodium ion transmembrane transport; sodium ion homeostasis
Cellular component (GO): plasma membrane; voltage-gated sodium channel complex
Molecular function (GO): voltage-gated sodium channel activity
Source: RefSeq, a predicted model, not a curated record
UGCCUUCUUUUGCUUAUUUUUUAACUUAACUUUUAGGUAGAAAAGCAGCCUAAUUUUGAACACAACGUCUACAUGUAUUGUUACUUUAUCGGCUUUAUUAUCAUUGGAUUAUUUCUUCCUCUGGCCAUGCUGAUCGGUGUUAUUCUUGCAAAUUUCAACAAGCAUAAAAUAAAGCAGGGAGGCUUAAAUAUCUUUAUGACAGUAAAACAGAAGAAACAAUAUGGUGCACUAAAGAAGCUGAUAUAUGAGGAUUCUGAGAAACCAAUACCUCGCCCAGGAAACAAGUUCCAAGGAUUCAUCUUUGACUUAGUAACAAAUCGAGUUUUUAAUAAUAUCAUUAUGGUUCUUAUCUAUAUCCAAGCAAUAACCAUUAUGAUACAAAGUGAUGAACAAAGUCUAAAAAUGGACAUUGCCCUCUUCUGGAUUAACAUUUUUUUUGUUAUGCUCUACACUGGAGAAUGUGUAUUGAAGCUCAUCUCUUUUCAAUGUAACUACUUCACCAUUGGAUGGAACGUUUUUGAUUUUAUGGUAGUCAUUUUCUCUAUUACAGGGCUAUUUCUGCCUUUUAUGGUAGGAUACUACCUGGUGCCUCCUUCCCUCUCACAACUGAUACUUCUGUCUCGGACCAUCCACAUCUUGCGUCCUGGGAAAGGACCAAAAGUCUUCCAUGAUCUGCUGCUUCCUUUGAUGCUGUCCCUCCCAGCAUUGUUGAACAUCAGUCUUCUCAUCUUCCUCGUCAUGUUCAUCUACGCCAUCUUUGGAAUGUACAAUUUUGCCUAUGUCAAAAAGGAAGCUGGAAUUAACGAUGUGUCCAACUUUGAAACCUUUGGUAGCAGUAUACUCUGUCUUUUCCAAGUUACAAUCUUUUCUGGUUGGGAUGGGAUGCUCAAUGCAAUUUUCAAAAGUAAAUGGUCUGACUGUGAUCCUGAUAAAAUUAACCCUGGGACUCAGGUUAGAGGAGACUGUGGUAACCCCAUUGUUGGGAUUAUUUAUUUUGUCAGUUUCAUCCUCAUAUCGUGGCUGAUCAUUGUAAACAUGUACAUUGUUUUUAUUAUGGAGUUUUUGAAUAUUGCUUCUAAAAAAACUGUGAAGACUUUGAGUGAAGGUGAUUUUCAGAAAUUCUUUCAGGUAUGGAAGAGGUUUGAUCCUGAUAGGACCCAGUAUAUAGACUCCAGCAAACUUUCAGAUUUUGCAGCUGCCCUGGAUCCUCCUCUUCUCAUGGCAAAACCAAACAAGGGCCAGCUCGUCGCCAUGGAUCUGCCCAUGGCUGUUGGGGAUAGAAUUCAUUGCCUUGACAUCUUACUUGCUUUUACAAAGCGAGUUAUGGGUAAAGAUGUGAAGAUGGAGAAAGUUCUUUCAGAGAUAGAGUCAGCGUUUAUGUUAGCCAACCCUUUUAAGAUCACAUAUGAGCCAAUUACAACUACUCUGAAACGAAAACAAGAGGCAGUCUCAGCAACCAUCAUUCAGCGUGCUUACAAAAGUUACCGUUUGAGGCAAAAUGACAAAAAUACAUCAGAUAUUCAUAUGAUUGAUGAUGACGUGGAAGUUCAAGCUACCAAUGAAGCUGCCCCUUUUGAUAAAGCUGAGGAAAAGUCAACUAUUAAAAGCCAGGUCUAAUCUCAUUUACCACCUUACCACCUUCUUCACAUAUCCUUCAAAUGUUAUAAGUCUAAAUCAGGAAUAAAAGCAAAGAUUAGAGAAAGUAAAGAUUUCACUUAAUAAUUACUUGUUUAUAACUCUUGCUUGUUUUCACAUGACUCCUUGUCAAAUUCACUUUUUACUCCUAUAUAGUCAGUGCAACCAAGACAGCCCUUUAAAUCACUGCAGUGAGUUACAGUGGGUUAAAAUUGCUGUUUGAUGGUCCAGUGCUUGUUUUCUCUGUAUGGUUUAUGUGGAAUGUGCUUCUUCUGGAGGAUGGGGUGGUAGUUCUAAAGUUUAGUAGGAAAAAGGUCUUCCUUGUGUAUUUUAUGUCUACUUUAACUUGACGGGAUUCAAGUCCUCACUUUCUUAAUGUAGGAUGGUGUUUAAAAAAUAGUACAAUGCCAUGGUUCAUUAAAUCAUCACUUUGCCUAGACAGAUGUCAAUUGAAGGAAGAGGAAGGGCCGUUCUUAGAAAGUGCCUUGGAGAUCAAUCACAGAGCCCCUUGGGCUGAAUCAAACCACUAUUGAAAAAGAUUGGUUGGAGCCCACUUUUUGUUUUAGUUUGUUUUUGUUUUAUUUUUGGUACAGAAAAUUAAUGUAGUUUCACUGUUCUUGGAUUCCUGGUUUCUCAUUUCUGGCUCGUUCCACCUAAGUUCCAGCUCUUCAACAGAAUGGAUUCAUAGAACAAGAAGAAUAAAGGGAACACAGUUAUGACCUACAUUUUCCUCAUUUUUUCUCAUUUACAUUUUUAAGUGUACAUUUACUAAAAUGACAUAAUAGACAAUAUGUUAGUAGACUCAAGUCUUAUCAUAAAACUCAUGUUAUCUUUAUCAUUUAUCUAUAUUGUAACACUGAGUAUAUAAGAUCUGGCAAAUGCAUACCAUAAUAUGACUUAGAAGAGUCAAGAGCUACCAUUGUGUCUAGGGAUUUUCAGUGUCUUGAUCUUUAGUUGGGAAACUGUGGGCACAUUGAAGUCCUUAUCGCUGUACUUCGUAGUUCUUUACAACUUAGAGAAAGAAAAUGAUCACUGAAACUGUGAGGAUUGAGUUAGCAGAUCAAAGUAUAAGUUUGUUGUUGGUGGGGUUUUAUAACAUUAAUAUAUACAAGUUAGUUUUCACUUACUUUUAUCUUUCCAAAUUUUGUUGUUUUAUCUCAUUACAUACAUAAUUACUCGGUAAAAUGUUUUAUGUUUGAAAAACUUUAAAAUCCUAAACAUUAAUGUUCACUAUUGAAAUUAUUUUUGUAAGAUAGGCACAAAGUUGUUUUUCAAUGUUUUCAUAAAGGUACAGGCACAUCCAUGUAGUUUGAGAUUAUAAAAUGUAUUUCUUUUGUAUAAAAUGGAUUUCAAUGUGCCUACAAAUUCCUAAAGGAUUCAAAAAGAUAAUAUGUAUACUGUUGACUUAAAUGACAAGCUUAUGUGACAUUCUAUGCCACUUAAAUAUCAGUAAUUAUAUUUUAUCAUGAAUGCAUGAUCUUGAGCCUUAACUAUUGUAAUCUAACUCUUUCUGCUCCUCAGAAAUAUAUUAUCCUGACCAAGAUGCCUUUGGGGGAUGCCCUAAGCAAGUAUAAAUUCAGGGCUCUUUUCUCCUCCCGUUCUCCAUCAUGUGAUGGGAGCAGUGAGGAAUCAGUGUUAACUUCGUGACAUGGUGAUAGCUGGUGCUUUAUCUAAGCUUCUCAGUUUUCUAUUUCUUGGAAAUGCUUUAAUGUAGAAACUGCUUCAGAUAUUGAAACUGAAUCUUAACUUGCUUCCAUAAAUUCCAUAAAGAACACAAACUGAUUUUAGUUUGAAAAUUAUAUCUUUUACUUAUAAACUGUAUUUGCCACUAACUUACCAAAAUUGUGUAAAAAAUUAUUUUUAACAAAGUCUUACAAUAUACAAUAUAUUCUACUUUUUAGAUACUUUAGAGAAGAAUAAACACAACCUGUUUACCACA